Molecule: messenger RNA, 457 nt
Organism: Indicator indicator
Lineage: Eukaryota; Metazoa; Chordata; Aves; Piciformes; Indicatoridae
Gene: MED22
Product: mediator complex subunit 22
Exons: 3
Coding region: 1-423 (140 amino acids)
Biological process (GO): regulation of transcription by RNA polymerase II
Cellular component (GO): mediator complex
Molecular function (GO): transcription coregulator activity
Source: RefSeq, a predicted model, not a curated record
AUGGCGCAGCAGAGGGUUCUGCCGCAGAGCAAAGAGACCUUGCUGCAGUCCUACAACAAGCGCCUUAAGGAUGACGUCAAGUCCAUCAUGGACAACUUCACCGAGAUCAUUAAAACAGCCAAGAUUGAGGAUGAAACUCAAGUCUCUCGAGCAACCCAGGGUGAACAAGAUAACUAUGAGAUGCAUGUCAGAGCUGCAAACAUCGUUCGAGCUGGUGAGUCCCUGAUGAAACUUGUGUCUGACCUGAAGCAGUUCUUGAUCCUGAAUGAUUUCCCCUCUGUGAAUGAAGCUAUCAACCAACGCAACCAGCAGCUGAGAAGCUUGCAGGAGGAAUGUGACAAGAAGUUGAUUGCCCUGCGGGAUGAGAUCUCCAUUGACCUCUACGAGCUAGAAGAAGAAUAUUACUCUUCCAGGUACAAAUAGGGCAGUGGACUUCUGCCUUAGGACUCCAGCCCUU